GCAUAAAACUUAACAAAGAACUUGCAAAUGCCAAAAAGGGGAUUUAUACAUUUAGAAUUCAAGAAUCUGUCUCAACUAAAGAUAAGAGCAAAGAAAGAGUGUAUAUACCUGAUAAAGAAGAAAAUAAAGUUAAUCCUAUUACUCUUGAUGAUGAAAAUAAUAAUGAGAAAAUUAAACCUGUAAAUAAUAAUGAUGAGGAAAUUGAACCUAUAGAUGAUGAAAAAUUGGAAAAUCAUUCAAAUAAAAAGAAAAAAAAAUGGGUGACAAUUAGAGAAUUUGCAGCAUCUGAAUGCAAAUUAGAAAUUCAAAUAAAACAAAAAACUUUUAAUAAAGAAAUAGAUGAAAUAGUAUUUUUUGUUGAUGGUCCUGGAGGUUAUAGAAAGAUCUUUUUAUUCAAUAUGAUUUUGGUAAAAAUAAUAGCAAAUAAUCAAACAGCCAUUGCAGCUCCUUCAUCAGGAAUUGCAGCUUUAUUGUUAGAUAGUGAAAGAACAGCCUAUUCAAGAUUCAAGAUUCUCAUCAAAUUAACAGAAAUAUCUACUUUAGAUAUAGUAUUACAUCUGAAUUAG
This is a messenger RNA of Funneliformis caledonium, 566 nucleotides long. Lineage: Eukaryota; Fungi; Glomeromycota; Glomeromycetes; Glomerales; Glomeraceae. The record is from the annotation of a GenBank genome assembly.